Molecule: messenger RNA, 3561 nt
Organism: Athalia rosae (coleseed sawfly)
Lineage: Eukaryota; Metazoa; Arthropoda; Insecta; Hymenoptera; Athaliidae
Gene: Hexim
Product: protein HEXIM1
Exons: 1
Coding region: 137-1447 (436 amino acids)
Biological process (GO): negative regulation of transcription by RNA polymerase II; negative regulation of cyclin-dependent protein serine/threonine kinase activity
Cellular component (GO): nucleus; cytoplasm; nucleoplasm
Molecular function (GO): 7SK snRNA binding; cyclin-dependent protein serine/threonine kinase inhibitor activity
Source: RefSeq, a predicted model, not a curated record
GCUUAGACCACGCCGCAUCGUCCUAUCGCACGGGUAAAUUAAAAAUGGCGAUUCAGUCGCUGUUUAUGGGGAGAACGCGCAGCUUGUGUCCAGUAGGUGAAAGGUUUUAGUGGGUAAAGGUGCUCUUGAAAGGGUGAUGAGUGCGCGUGCUGUUCUGCAUAGACAGAUUUUAUACAAUAUAACGAAUAUGGAUGAUAAUCAAAGCGAAAUCAAGUUAAAUACAUUUCUGGGUGCCGCGGACCGUAGCGGUGGUUUGCGUGACGUAAAUGGCGUUAAAUCGGUUGAGGUUGACCCGCACCUGAGUCCGACGCCUAAGGCGACGGCGCAGAAUUCGCCAUCUUGUGGUGAAAACGGAAAUAUUGUAACUAGUAAUAAAUUUGAAAGUGGAAGCGGGAGCGGCGACCACGAAGGAGGACAGGCUGACGAUGGGAUCGAUACGGCAGCAAAGAAGCGAAAAACUCGAAGAGGUAAACCUAAGCAUAGGAAGCUCAAGCCGUAUUCAAAACAGCAGAUAUCUUAUGAGCAGAGAUUAAAGUCUCGCGGGAUUGGUAGCAGAAUAACAAAGACGGGAAGACACCCGCCCGCACCUUACAACACGACUCAAUUUCUCAUGGAAGAUCACAGCGAUCUCCCUGAUCUGGAACAAAAAUUAGCUGGGGCAGCGGCCGGUGAGGCAAUGCCUGUCUUCCACAAACCUUCGGCCCCUCCUCGCACGCGCGAUUCAAGCUUCAGUAUAGAUUCGGAAGAUGAUUAUUUCUACUCUUCACCAGAGGACGAGGAAGAAUUUCUGACCAAGGAGUUUUCGAGUGCUUACGAGGACCUGCAUGCGGAGCGGCUCGGAGGUUUAACUAAGUCAGAGUUGAUCCAAGAGUAUAUCCAGCUUGAGGGAAAAGUUGAUCUGUUAACAAAAAGAUUACGAGGGAAAAAUUUUCAUCAGAUGGAAGAAAGGGAGACAACAAGCGACAAUAAAUAUUCGUCAGGAACAGAAUUGGAAAUAGCAAAAAAGCUGAAAAUAUACCAGCAAAGAAUCGAUGACUUGAUUCAACAGAACGAACAACUCAGGAGGGAGAAUGAUACCCUUAAAGGACAGCGGAGGGGCAGCGUAGUUUCUAGUGUCGAUAGUGAAAGCGACAGCGACAGCAGCAGCAACACCAGCUCUUGUAGUUGCACAGAAAAUAGCCCGAUACCUUCUCUUACACCGAGUACCCCUCAACUGACAAUGAGACGAGAACAUGCUUUAAUGCGGGAACAACAAAAGAUCAACGGAUCCAGUCAGACCAAUAUUUCAAAUAUUCACUGCGCAGAUAGCGACAGUAGUGAUCAGGAAGACAGAGAUGAAGUUCCUGCUCAAAGAUUAGUGGAACGCAGCCCUAGUGUCGCUACUAAUUCUGGACACAUAUCGAAUGGCCAAGCUACUAAUCAGGAAGUAAACGGUCUGCCUACAUAGACGUGGGAUCAUCCUUUGCUCCCAUCCCUUUCUCUCUCUUUUUAUUUUUCAUCCCUGCCUCCAAGACUGUUUUGUAUAUAAGAUAUUAUAUAUGUGCAUAAUAUUAAUAAUAUAAAUAUACAUUUACACAGUUAGUCCGUUGAUAGAUAUGAUAUUAGCCAAGCUGGCAUUCAUAGGCAGCGGCAUGGUGUACAGAUGUUAUUAUUUCAUUAUUGUCCAAUUAUUUCACUGUCAUAAUUCACGCUAUAAAAUUAAUUUGUCUCUGUUAUAAUACAGGAGCAGGCAUUAUUUGCUGAAUUAAAAUCUUACUGAGAAAAUGGAUUUGUUUAACACGUUUACGCCAAUAGCCAUACACAUCUCGUUUUAUUCAACAAAUUACGUUCUCUUCUGCUUCAGUUUUCGUUUGAUAGACCUCUAUCGAUGCCUAAGAGCUUCUUUUUCCAGAAGCUCAUUGAAUUAUCACUACUGGCUUCUUUCUAAAUCCAAUUGCGAGAACUUGUCGAUCUGUUUCCAAACUUCAUUUGUCUGAUUGAUAUUGCACAAAAUUGUUUGAAGAUGAUCAAGAUACCCAAACCAAAAUACAAGGAUGGUUUUUUUUAUAGCUGUUAGAAUUAUGUUAAUAUGGUGCGCUAUGAGGAGAAAACUGCAAAAAACUUUGAUCAGAAUCACCUUCUCAUUCAAACCAGUUUCUGUGAAAUUCCGUACUUUAUUAUCUUGUCACAGCAGAUUGCUGCAUCGAUAUUGUCGCAUAGUAUGGAAAUAGGUUGACUUUAUAGACUAUGAAAACCAAUUGCCUGCAACAGACCAUCAACUAAAACAUGCCCGGUAAAAAUUACGUAGAUUUUCUGUACUAAGCAAAUAUGCUUAAUGAAACAUUGUGAUGAAAAUACGCCCGUUAAUAAUUUUUAACGGGUGAUGUACAAUUGUAUAGACUUAGAUUAGGCCUAGAAUUAGUUAAUGGUCUGAACAUAGAGUGAUAAGUGACACCGCUAUUUUGGUCCCUUAGAGUAUUUGUUUUUUGUUACACAUUAAUACUUCUACUAUUACUAUUAUUACUAUCGUUAGUUAUCAUAGAUAUUACGUACACACUUACUCUACUUAGCUUUAUUAUAGCAAUAAUUCAAGUCUAUGCAAGUUUGUGCUAAAUACCUUUUGGUGUAUCAAAUGGUCAAUGGAAUAAAUAAUUACGGAGUAUUAUUCAUUUCAAUUAUUUAUCUCACAUAUAAUUAGUAUUAUUUCAUACUCUGGAACAUGUGUAAAUUUCAUGAUUCAAACUUGCUGCAUACUGCAGAGAAACGGAAUACCUAACAAGUGCAAUACCAUAAUAUCUGCAUAAUAUGAAAUAAAUUAAAAAGAUGUCUCAAAUUGAUAGUACUUUUUACUUUAAUGCUACAUGCAAACUAGAAUCAGGAAGCUGUGAUUACUAGCAUGACCCACUUUUGCAUCUUUCAGGAAAUCUCAUAGUUGAUGAGAAGGAAAAUGAUAACUAAGCCAAUCUAUUUUUGGAGUGAAGUUAUUCUUACUGAUUCAGGGCAAGUGUUUUUUUAAUUGAACAAGAAAAAUACAGAUUUAGAAUAUCCUAAAUCUCUGGAUUCAAUCCUGAUGCCUAGAUUAUGAAUUAGGCAUCGAGUGAUACCUAUUGUCUUCUCAUUUCAAAUGGAUAGUAUCAAGUUUCACUGACCAAUUAAUAGUCCAAAUGGUAAAAAGAAACAUAUAUAUGUAAAUGAGUAUAUUUAUUGAAACCACUGUGAUAUAUCAGUUAAAUCUUAUUCCAGGGGAAUCUCUGACCCAUGAAACAUGCCAAAUAUUAACUUGUUUGAUAAAAAAAAAAUAAAAAUAAAAAAAAACAUUACAAAUAUGAAUUAAACCAAAUCAAAAAAUGCUCACAGGCUUGCAGAGGCUCAAAUUUGUGGUAUUCCUCAGAAAAAGCAACUGGGGUUUUCACUAUAGUUGAUAAUGGUCAUUUUGAAAUCACAAACCCAUAGACUCGGACUGUAGAAGUUCUUCGCAUACGUUUACUACUUCACAAAAUGUUAUGUGUAUAGUAUUAUAGAUUUCUAAUGAUAAUACAAAUUCAUCAAAAAUAUAUGCAAUGCCACAUUGUUUUCCAAAUA